This is a messenger RNA of Vitis riparia (riverbank grape), 3452 nucleotides long. Its product is annotated as probable LRR receptor-like serine/threonine-protein kinase At1g07650. The record is from RefSeq and is a predicted model, not a curated record. Lineage: Eukaryota; Viridiplantae; Streptophyta; Magnoliopsida; Vitales; Vitaceae. Gene Ontology annotation, molecular function: ATP binding; protein binding; protein kinase activity. The transcript is spliced from 24 exons. Gene Ontology annotation, biological process: protein phosphorylation. Bases 153 to 3188 code for a protein of 1011 amino acids.
CCAUGGUCCCAUCUCCAUUUGUCUCUCUCUCUCUCUCUCUCCACCCUUCCAAAAACUCAGAAAACAGCUUCAAGCUAAGUUGAUCUCUUCACCAAAUUACUUAUAUAAAAAAAGGCAGCGGCAGGCAGCAGAAUCCACACUAGAUCUUCCAAAUGGGAGCUGAACCCAUCAUUGUCUUUUCAGUUCUCUUUAUCUUCUUCACCGUCCCUGGAUUCUCAGCCAAGCUCCCAGCAGAUGAAUUGAAGGCGCUGAAGGUGAUUGGGACGAGAUUGGGGAAGAGGGAUUGGGAUUUUGGGAAGGACCCAUGUAGUGGAGAAGGGAACUGGAGUUCUGUGAAUGAGAAAAAGGGGGUUGAGAGCUCUGUAACUUGUGACUGCACUUUCCACCACAAUGCCUCCUGCCAUGUAGUAACCAUAGCUUUAAAAGCACAAAAUUUAUCAGGAAGCCUACCACCAGAACUCUCCAAACUUUAUCACCUCAAACAUCUGGACUUGUCUCGCAACUUAUUUAGCGGUUCGAUACCUUCCCAAUGGGCUACCAUGCGUUUGGUCGAACUCUCCUUGAUGGGGAACAGGCUAUCUGGUCCAUUCCCAAAAGUCCUCACCAACAUCACCACCCUCAGGAACCUGAGCAUAGAAGGGAACCUGUUUUCAGGACCUAUUCCUCCAGAGAUUGGAAAGUUGAUCAGAAUAGAAAAAAUGGUUCUAUCGUCAAAUGCCUUCACAGGAGAACUGCCAGUGGCACUUGCCAAGUUGACUAACUUGACUGAUAUGAGGAUAAAUGACAAUCAUUUCUCUGGAAGGAUACCUGAGUUCAUCGGCAAUUGGACACAUGUUCAAAAACUGCACAUUCAGGGUAGCUCUCUCGAGGGGCCUAUUCCUUCAAGCAUUUCUGCUCUGACAAGCUUAAGUGAUCUGAGGAUUAGUGACUUAAAAGGUAGAGGGUCUACUUUUCCACCAUUGAGUACCAUUGAAUCCCUGAAGACAUUGGUGCUGAGAAAAUGCUUAAUACAUGGAGAAAUUCCAGAAUAUAUAGGGGAUAUGAAGAAACUGAAGCACUUAGAUCUUAGUUUCAAUGAGUUGGCUGGUGAAAUUCCUACAUCAUUUCAGGAACUAGCUAAAACCGAUUUCAUGUAUUUGACAGGGAAUAUGCUCACUGGACAUAUACCUGACUGGAUCCUAGGAACAAACAAGAAUUUUGAUCUUUCUUAUAACAAUUUCACUUGGGAUAGUUCAAGUCCGGUUGAAUGUCCUCGAGGGAGCGUAAACCUAGUGGAGAGCUACUCAUCAUCAUCAGUUAGACGAAGUAUUCAUUCAUGCCUAAAACAAAACUUUCCAUGUCCCGCUUCGAGUAAUCAAUAUCAUUAUUCCUUGCGCAUUAAUUGUGGUGGAAAAGAAACAAGUAUCAAUGGUAGCACCACGUAUGAAGCUGACUUAGAACCAACCGGUGCUUCAAUGUUUUACUUGGGUCAGCACUGGGCAUUCAGCAGCACUGGAAACUUCAUGGACAAUGAUGUUGAUGGGGAUGCCUAUAUUGAAGCCAAUACUUCUUCCCUUUCCAAUGUCUCUGUGCUUGACGUCGAGCUUUACAAAAAAGCGCGUGUUUCUCCCCUCUCCCUGACUUAUUAUGGACUAUGUCUUGGAAAUGGGAAUUACACUGUUAAACUUCACUUUGCAGAGAUUAUUUUCAUAAAUGACAAGUCCUUUAACAGCCUUGGGGAGCGUAUAUUUGAUGUGUACAUCCAGGGAAAGUUGGUCCUGAAAGAUUUUAACAUUGAAAAGGAGGCUGGUGGGACUGGCAAGCCCAUUAUAAAGAACUUCACUGUAGAAGUAACAAGUCACACUUUAAAGGUCCAGUUUUACUGGGCUGGACGAGGGACAACCGGAAUCCCCCUGAGAGGAUUUUAUGGGCCUCUCAUAUCUGCAAUAUCAGUGGAUCCCAAUUUUGAACCUCCUUCCCCUCCUGGAAAAAAUUGGGACAUUAAAAUAGUGGUUGGGGCUGCAGCUGUUGCAGUAGUUCUUGUUCUUCUGACACUGGGUAUUUUACGGAGGAAAGGCUGGCUUGGAGGCAAAACAUCUGAAGAUAAAGAGCUUAGAGGUCUAGACCUGCAAACAGGAUUAUUUACAUUAAGACAAAUCAAAGCUGCAACCAAGAACUUUGAUGCAGAAAACAAGCUGGGAGAAGGUGGUUUUGGUGCAGUUUUCAAGGGUACAUUAUCAGAUGGAACAGUUAUUGCAGUGAAGCAGCUUUCCUCAAAAUCUAAGCAAGGAAACCGUGAAUUUGUGAAUGAAGUAGGGAUGAUAUCUGCACUGCAACACCCAAAUCUUGUUAAGCUGUAUGGAUGUUGUAUUGAAGGCAAUCAGUUAUCGCUGGUAUAUGAAUACAUGGAGAACAAUUGUCUGUCCCGUGCUCUUUUUGGGCGUGAUGCAACAUACAAACUGAAAUUAAACUGGUCCACCAGACAGAAUAUAUGUGUUGGUAUAGCUAGAGGUUUAGCAUAUCUCCAUGAAGAGUCAACAUUGAAGAUUGUGCAUAGAGACAUUAAAACUAGUAAUGUUUUGCUUGAUAAGGACAUGAAUGCCAAAAUAUCUGAUUUUGGAUUAGCAAAGCUAGAUGAAGAUGAUAACACCCACAUCAGUACUCGGAUAGCUGGAACCAUAGGUUAUAUGGCUCCUGAAUAUGCAAUGCGCGGUUACUUAACUGACAAAGCAGACGUUUACAGCUUUGGAGUUGUGGCACUGGAAAUUGUCAGUGGAAAGAGCAACACAAAUUAUAGACCAAAGGAGGAAUUUGUUUAUCUUCUUGACUGGGCCUAUGUUCUACAGGAGAGAGGAGGCCUAUUGGAGUUGGUUGAUCCAGACUUAGGUUCCGAAUAUUCAUCCGAACAGGCAAUGGUGAUGCUGAAUGUCGCUCUCCUCUGCACCAAUGCAUCCCCCACUCUUAGGCCUACAAUGUCUCAAGUGGUAAGCAUGCUUGAAGGCCGAACUGCAGUUCAGGACCUUCUUUCAGAUCCAGGGUUCUCAACCAUUAAUUCAAAGUAUAAGGCCAUCAGAAAUUUCUGGCAGAACCCAAGUGAAACUCAAAGCAUGUCUGUCUAUGGCACCUAUACUGAUUCCUCCGAGACAGUCACAGAAAAAGAAGAGAACAACCAGCUUUUAAGAGUCAGUUUCCAUACCUGUCCUGAGUAAAUGAUGUAUCAAAUAUCAUGUACAGUGGCAAGGGAAAAGUCCCUUUGUAUAUGUCCUUGAUAUAUCUUAGCUAUUCCAUAGUUUUUAUACUACAGCAGUGUCCAUGUAAAUUUUCAGUUCAGACCUAGUUGAAAUGCCUGUGAGAAUGGCAGCAAGAUGAUCAUUCUCAAGGUUUGUAUUGUAUGAAAAAAUCUCAGUUGAAAAAUCUUUAUCCAAAAGCUAGCAAAUAUUUGGACUGAUAUUGGUCCUUUCACAUCCUGAAAA